Molecule: messenger RNA, 1635 nt
Organism: Guillardia theta CCMP2712
Lineage: Eukaryota; Cryptophyceae; Pyrenomonadales; Geminigeraceae
Exons: 5
Coding region: 1-1635 (544 amino acids)
Biological process (GO): tetrapyrrole biosynthetic process
Molecular function (GO): NADP binding; glutamyl-tRNA reductase (NADP+) activity
Source: RefSeq, a predicted model, not a curated record
AUGUGCGGUCUGAUUGGAUUUGAGGAGACGAACUUUUCUUCUGGUCUCUCCACCAUGAAGAGGAAAUGGUUCCUCAUCUUCGCAUUCCUCUCCAUGCGCCAGCUCAUGGCGUUCUCACCAAGGCCGCUGCCACUGCCAGGCAGCAAGAGAUCGUUGCUCAAGGUCUGCCCGUCGAUCCAGAUGGUCAUCGCGUUCCCCUCCAAGAAGACACUGUUGAGCAAGUCAGCCCACCCGCCCGAGGGGCAGAGGAAGCAGGAGGCUGCGAGCAUGAGGCAGGAGCCUCCACGAGACUUGCAAGUCGACACGAAGGCGUGUCCUCCUCCUGUGACGAAGCGGCAGGAGAGGAAUAGGAUGCAAAUUGCCGCCAUCGGUCUCAGCCACAAGACAGCUACCGUCGAGGUCCGCGAGAAGUUGGCCGUGCAGGAGCACAACUGGCAGAGCGUCGGUCGCGCCAUCGCCGCGCUCCCGUCGCUCAAGGAGGCUGCCGUCCUCUCUACGUGCAACCGCUUCGAGAUCUACUUUGUCACCAACGACGUGCACGCCGGGAUCAGGGAGGUGACGGAGUACCUGAGCACGACCCGCGGGGUGUCGAUGAAGGAGCUGAGGAGCUCGCUCUUCAUGCUCAGCGAGGACGACGCGGUGUGGCAUGCGCUGCGGGUGGCGGGAGGGCUGGACUCCCUGGUGAUCGGGGAGGGGCAGAUCCUGUCGCAGAUGAAGCGGUGCUACGAGAUCGCGACGGAGAAGCAGGGAGCGGCGGGGAAGGUGCUGACGCGCAUGCUCAACACGGCGGUGUCGGCAGGAAAGCGGGUGAGGUCGGAGACGGGGAUCGCGCGAGGAGGAGUGUCGAUCUCGUCUGCGGCGGUGGAGCUGGUGGAGAAGAACUGCCUGCAGGACCUGGACCUUGACAUGGACCAGCUGGACAUCUGUAUCCUCGGGGCCGGGAAGAUGGCGAGGCUGCUGGUGCAGCACCUGCUGCCCCGCAACGUGAAGAGCAUCACCAUCGUGAACCGAUCACAGCAGGGGGCGGACAACCUGGCGUCGAUGUUUCCGGACGCGAACAUCAAGACGGCGCUCAUGGACUCGAUGCUGGAGAUGGUCGGGACGUCGCACGUGACGUUCGCGUGCACGGGGGCGAUGGAGCCGAUCCUGUACCAGGAGAACCUCGAGGGCGCGAUGCAGCGAGGCGCGAUGCUGGUGGACAUCAGCGUGCCGAGGAACAUCGACGACGUCGGGGCGAACAAGGUCGAGGGCGUGAAGGCGUACAACGUGGACGAUCUCAAGGCCGUGGUUGCGGCGAACCAGGCGAGGAGGCAGCGGCUGGUGCUGGAGGCGGAGGAGCUGAUGCAGGACGAGGUUCAGUCGUUCAAGGAAUGGUGCCAUUCCCUUGACAACGUCCCCAUGAUCGCAAGGCUGAGGAGCAGGGCGGAGGAGAUUAGGAUAGCCGAGAUGCUCAAGUACGAGCGGAAGCUGUCGGGGCUGAGCGCGCAGGAGCGAGAGACGGUGGAGAGGCUGACCAAGGGGAUCGUGGCGAAGCUGCUGCACGGCCCCAUGUCGCACAUGAAGACGGUAGACCCUGAGCUGUCGGAGUCAGAGGCAGUGAUAAACAGCAUUCGUGCUAUGUUCAGGAUCUUGUGA